AUGAACUGCAAACCACCCGAUUCUCACGGCGGGGUGUAUAGCACCUCGCCACUAUACUCACAAGUCGGAGAGCUUGCUACGCCUAGCCUGGCCCCCGUCAGCCGUAAUUAUUUUUUGAUUGAUCAAACAUUACCACUGCGCCACGGCGAAGACUUUCCACGCCUUCGCAUGCGAUCCCUACACCAAAAUAAAGAUGAUCGAGCUCUUGAAUUUGCUCUGUAA
Molecule: messenger RNA, 222 nt
Organism: Plasmopara halstedii
Lineage: Eukaryota; Oomycota; Peronosporomycetes; Peronosporales; Peronosporaceae
Exons: 2
Coding region: 1-222 (73 amino acids)
Source: RefSeq, a predicted model, not a curated record